AUGCGUGCCCGCUACUCUAUCCUCCAAUGCUUCCUCUCCGCGCCAGACAAUUUUGUCAGCCUAGACUCUACAACCGAGGACCACUCUGACCUAACCAUCCAUCUCGAUCGCUCUAAGAUCCGUUCUCACGGUUUCAAGGCCGUAGAGAAGUAUCUGCAGGAACUUCACAUCUAUAAGGCAUCCGCUGACGUCAAUGGAGGUGUCGCUCUCUACGACAAGAUGACCAGCGUUAAUGACACCAUGGCCAAAUUCAGAGACGUCGUAAUGUCGAAGAAGCAACCGAGAAAACAGUUCGUACAGGCCAAUACCACGCUCAACGGAGAUGAAGUUACAAUCAAGGAGUAUGAGGCGACGCAGCAAGGAUUGAUCCAGAGCUGGUUGGAUCGGGAGGAUAUUGUUGGAGCUGCUCCACAAUACUAA
Orbilia oligospora ATCC 24927 is the source of this 420-nucleotide messenger RNA. RefSeq lists its product as uncharacterized. Gene Ontology annotation, cellular component: cytoplasm. Lineage: Eukaryota; Fungi; Ascomycota; Orbiliomycetes; Orbiliales; Orbiliaceae. The transcript has a single exon. Gene Ontology annotation, molecular function: dipeptidyl-peptidase activity. Bases 1 to 420 code for a protein of 139 amino acids. The record is from RefSeq and is a predicted model, not a curated record.